GUUCCACUGCUACCGUCUCCGGUUCCUGGCACAAGCACUGCAAAAAAGCAGGGCAACACGGAAUCGUUUUUUGAUCGGCCGUUAGCGAAAAGUGAGAUGGCGGAAUUCGAGCGUCUUCUGGCCGAUAUGUUUGUCUCUGGUAAUUUCUCCUUUCGCGCCGUCGAAGAUCCUCGUUUCAUUCGAUUUUGGAAAUUUAUGCGACCAGCGGUGAAGCCACCAAGUCGAUUUGUGUUAUCGACUCGCAUCAUCCCGCAGCGCAUUAAAUCCGUCGAAAGCGAUACUGUCAAAGCAUUGUCAUUGCAGCGGUCUGUCACUGUGACGCUGGACGGUUACAAGAAAGCAAAGCACGAUAAAGUUCUUGGAAUUAUGGCUACUUUUUACGAUGUUGGAAGAAAAUACAAGGCCUGUGCUCGCACAGUUACGUGCGACUCGGAUGCCGCCCACGUGAAGGCAAGGCGGUUAAUGAAGGAAAAGUAUCCCAGCAAGAUAUUUUUGCCGUGCAGUGCCCACCAAAUCAACUUGAUCGUGAAGGACGUUUUGACAUCAGUCCCAAAAUUUUCAGCCGUUUGCAAGAAAGCUGUCGACAUUGUUUCGCUACUUGCGGCGCGCACGAAAGCGCUAUCCGUUCUUCGCGAGGAGCAGAUGAAGUACAAUGGCAGCACGACAGCCAUAAGCAAACCAUGCGACACACGGUGGUACAGUUACAAUAAUAUGUUCCGAGCGAUUGUCAAGUCGCGGCUUCCUCUUCAGGGCAUGGUCGCGCGGCUAGCAGACGACCGAUCGAAGACCGAAGGGCUUACAAAGCUUAAAGCUAUCAUUGAAGAUGCAGCAUUUUGGAGUGCUCUAAAGUAUGUUGUGGAAAUUCUGGAUCCGAUCACUGUAGCUCAAGGAAUCACAGAGACAGAUGGGUGCACCUUAGGGGAUGUUAUCAGUCAGUUUGCGAAAAUUUACCACGUGUUUAUCGCACUGGAAAACGACGAUUUAGCGAACGUGUUAGGGUCGACCCUAGAAAAACGCUGGCAAAAAUUUUACGAUCCGUCGCUUUUUGUGCUGGCUUUGAUACUGGACCCGAAGUCCAAAAUGAAAGCGUUUAAUACUUCUGGACGUUUCAAUUUUGGGGUUGUUUUGCGCUGGGCAAAAGGCUGGUACGUCCGUUUAUUCGACUGUGAUGGGAUGAGUGUGGUUAACUCCCUUAUGGAUUAUAUUGAGAACAAGGGCAUAUUUGGAGAUGAUGUUGCAUCAAAUCUAUCUUCUGCGGAGCGCUACUGGAACUAUGUGCAGUACGAACACAAAGAGCUGGCCAGCUUAGCUUUGGAACUUUUGCACGUCGUCGUGCAUGCUGCGAGUUUGGAGCGCGCUUGGAGUCAAUUAGGAUUCGUGCAUGACGACAACCGGUCUAACUUAAAACUCGAUUUGGCUACAGGAAUGACACACAAGAAGAGCGGAAGUACGGUAGUCGAAAUGGACGACGACGGUGAAGUGCAGUUGAUCUCCAGCAACAAUGAUAAGUGCAGUACAGUUUCAGAUCUGGAAGGCUCCGAUGAUGCGAACGCUGCGAGUCAGUUCAACUCGGUGUUAGAAGCUCUUUAG
Molecule: messenger RNA, 1590 nt
Organism: Paramacrobiotus metropolitanus
Lineage: Eukaryota; Metazoa; Tardigrada; Eutardigrada; Parachela; Macrobiotidae
Exons: 5
Coding region: 97-1590 (497 amino acids)
Source: RefSeq, a predicted model, not a curated record